GGUAUUGGCUAUGCAUCUGCCAAACUAAAUGUCAAACUGUGAUUACAGUAGUUAUAUACCGUUUUAUUAAUAAAUUCGUGUUUUACUGUAAAUAAAGGUCUAACAAGGACCCUAUUAUUGGUAGAAGCUGCAUACGUAGCUCUAUAUGAUAUAUUAUCUAUAUUAACAAAACAAAGCCAACCAAUGCAAUGUCUAUGUUUUCACAAGACUACCAAACUGUGAAAUUUUAUAUCUUUGAUAAUUUACCUACUUUAGAAACAUGUUGCUUUUGUAUGAAUUUAAAAGUUGGGUGUAUUAUUAUAGGCGCAGUCUAUAUACUUUUCAUACUUGAAGCCUUUGGAAGCAUUACUUUUAGUAGCGAAUAUUCCCAAUGCUACUUUGCAGGAGCAAUUUCGACCUUUAUUGGUUGUUCAGCCGGUCUUGUUUGUUUGGUUACUGCAGUAUCGACAGGCCUAUUCAUUUAUGGAGUCACUAAGAAUCAAUACCAGUUUCACAUUCCGUUUAUGUACACAACACUAUUAUUAGUUGUUUUCAACCUGGGCACGAGCGUAAUAUCGACGUUUACCAAAAGUUGCGCGAGACCGUACCUUUUUGGAGGAGCAACAUUUGCUGGAGCCUUAUUAUUAAUUUACUUUCUCCUAAUAGUGAAUAGUCAUUACAAAGCGUCACUCGGGCAGCUGCAAUCGAAUCCUAACCGUCCUCCAAGUUCCUCAGGAUCGGCGACUCCCAAGACCGUUCUGACAGCUCAAACAAAUACCGACCCUACCGCCUUUGAGGCUGGUAACACCGUGCCGUCUUUCGAUAGUGUUAAAAAAUAACCUCUAAAGACAUUGACCAAAAUAUACGUAUUGUUAAACAACUUUUCAAUGUCCGUAAUUGUUAUUUUGCCCUGUAACUACUUUAUUGGUACUAAGUAUACAAACUAUAUUAUAUUGUUAAAAUAUAUCGAAAGAAAAUUUA
Spodoptera frugiperda (fall armyworm) is the source of this 960-nucleotide messenger RNA. RefSeq lists its product as uncharacterized. The record is from RefSeq and is a predicted model, not a curated record. The coding region runs from base 189 to 818 and encodes 209 amino acids. Lineage: Eukaryota; Metazoa; Arthropoda; Insecta; Lepidoptera; Noctuidae. The transcript is spliced from 4 exons.